CAGGUGUUCCAAUCCCCUCCAUAUCAUGUGAUUGCAGGUGUUCCAAUCCCCUCCAAUCAUGUGAUUCAGGUGUUCCAAUACCUUCCAUAUCAUGUGAUUCAGGUGUUCCAAUCCCCUCCCAAUCAUGUGAUUCAGGUGUUCCAAUACCUUCCAUAUCAUGUGAUUCAGGUGUUCCAAUCCCCUCCCAAUCAUGUGAUUCAGGUGUUCCAAUCCCCUCCAUAUCAUGUGAUUCAGGUGUUCCAAUCCCCUCCAUAUCAUAGUCAAUAGCUAAAGACCUCCAAACUUGGUGUGGCCUUCAGAUGAGCCCAACAACAGUGUGUAGAGAGCUUCAUGGAAUGGGUUUCCAUGGC
Staurois parvus is the source of this 350-nucleotide messenger RNA. The record is from the annotation of a GenBank genome assembly. NCBI's taxonomy places the organism in Eukaryota, Metazoa, Chordata, Amphibia, Anura, Ranidae.